UGUUUGGAGAAAAAAAAACAUACGACAGAUGCGGACGGGGUAAUUCUGCGAUCGUUUUAGCUAUUCAUUCAUGCUCCCGUUAAGGGUGAAGGUAACGGAUGUUCUCUCCAAGAUCAUCUCGCCUCUCCGCCUGUUUAAGCCUGCGGAGGCAAGUGCCGCGAUGAUGAACGGAACGGAUUCUUCCUCAGCGACGGGGAGAGCGGAAUGACGCCUUCUGGAUUGACGCUUGCUAUUUGGUCGGAUGUAGUAUUUCUCGCAGGGUUUUCCUCGAUAGUCUGAACAGUUUUUAGUCUGUCCUUAUUGUGUGAAGUCGCACAAUGGAUCUUAGUAGGUAGCCAAUAGACUAUUAGCCCUCACCUCUCACCGCGACCGCACUGGACACACUGCAAUUACGCGUCUUCAAUUGGAACAGUGCAUCAAUGUAAUUGAAAAAGGACGCAUUCGACAGGGCAGACGGAUUUCUGGACGUUUAUUAUCUCUGUAUAGACUAGAACUUGUAUUAACGGCAAUCGCAGGUAGCCGAGUUGUUAUUGAUGUGAAUUGUCACUUUUGGUUGCUGUGAGUGCAGUAGGCUAUCCCCAGGCUACAGCAGCCUCCUGUGACAAUGCCGGUCAAUGCGAUGCCCCGCGGCGGCUCGUUGAGCCCGGCGUCUCUGUCCCGCAGUCUCUCUCGACUGCGGGGCUUCCGAACCCGGACUCGGAUCAUGUUGACCCUCGGGGUGUCCCAGAUGGUUCUGGGGAGUCUCAUCCUGUCCGUGAGCUUCGCUGCUCUGGCGCUCACUACCUCGCCACGAGUCAGGCACUCGUGUCCGUUUUGGGCUGGAUUCUCGGUGUUGUUAUCGGGGCUGAUAGGCGUGGUGUCCUGGAAGAGACCUCUCUCGCUGGUGGUGAGUCAUCCUUCAAUCUCAUCCCUCCGACUUCAUCUCAACCUCAUCCCCUCAUACCUCAUCCCCUCGUCCCUCAUAUCUCCUUCUUCCUGCAGCAACAUGGGAGAGACUCUGAGACUGAACCCUCUGAGAGACUGCAACACCAUGCGCCUCAGACUCAAGGAGCUGCUGUUUAGUGUGUGUGCGCUGAACGUCAUCUCCACCAUCGUGUGUGCCCUGGCCACCGCUAUGUGCUGUAUGCAGAUGCUCUCCACCGAUGUGCUGCAGAUGUUCAUGCCCCAUAGAGCCCGUGCGCUGAGUGCUGACUGCAUGACUCCCCAUGGAACCAUCCUCCACCAGACGCUGGAUUUUGAUGAGUUCAUCGCCCCCAUCCCCCCUCCACCCUACUACCCCCCGGAGUACACCUGCACCCCUUCCAUGGACGCACAGAGGGGGCUACACCUGGACUUUCCCCACUCUCCGUUCAGUGCCAUCUACGGGGUGCCCAUCAACAGUCCUGGCACCCUGUACCCGUCUGAGCUGCCCCCCCCUUACGAGUCUGUGGUGGGCCACACACCUGCCGGCCAGGUCACCAGUCUAGAGCAGCAGGUAUCACAGUCCAGCCCGUGUGAGAGGAACACUACUGCAGGCCUCAGCACCCAGGCCUCAGUGGACAGUGCAUCUCUGAUGGUGUCUGAGGUAGCUGACCUCCAGGAGCACAGCUGCUCCUCAGAAGACCUCUGCUCCUUUGAGGUCCAGGGUUCUGAGUCCUCCCCCUACUGCACGCUCCACACAGCGCCCAUGGACGGCAGCGUGACCAGCCUGGAGCUCAGUACCCGCUGCUCCCUGCGCCAGUCAUGCCCACACGCCCGCCCCAGCACUGGGGACCCCGCCCCCAGCGAGUCCCUGCCACCCUCUCCAGACUGGUCCUCUGAGAACCUGAGCACCCUGGAGCAGGAGGAGCAUGAGGAGCCCGACGCCACACAUACCAUGGAGGAGCUGGCCUCUGCCACACACACACACACACCGCUCAGAGGGAGGGGGUGUAGGAAGUUUACCCUCUCUGUCCCUCCCCCCUCCUCCCAGCCCACUGUAGGCUCCUCAGGGGGGGCAUCCACCCCCUCUCCCCCCGCCCGCCCCCGAGGUGCCAGGCUCUGCUUCAGUGUCUGGCCCCCCUCCUGUUCCCCCCAGCCCCCCUCAGCCUCCGCUGAGAGGCCCCGGCUCCUCCGCGGCAACAGGAAGUACGGCAAGCUGGACCGCAUCGUCCGCUCCACCAGCGAUCCCAUCGCCUGCAGCUCCAUAUCAGGAAGACAGAGUUGGGGCUGUGUGUCUGCACACCCUGCUGCUGAAGAGUCCCCCCAGACUCCUCCGGAGCAAGUUAGUGCAGAGCAGACAGAGGUGGCAGCGUCUAAACCGUGGGGACGCAGAGGCAGGAAGCAGAAGGAUCAGAAGGACGAGAGGAAAGUGGACCUUCGCCUGAAACCCCGGACGCUCCGCUCUUCCUCGUCCGGCCCCAGCGAGAGGCCCCACUCCCUGGCUGACUUGAAGACCUACAAGGACACCAAGAUCCUGGUGGCCCGUUUCCUGGAGCAGUCUAGUUGCAGUCUGCCCCCGGAGGUACAGCAGGUGGUCAACACCAUCAAACACGUCAUCAAGUCUGACGAGAAGCACAUGGAGGAGGCCAUCUUCAGUGCCAACGUCAUUGACCAGGUGAUGACCCAGUGCAUCAUGAGUAGUCCCAGGAAGCGAGGUCAUGAGGAUCUGCACCUGCGGAGCUGUGGGGCCCUCAGCUCCCCCUCCUCCCUGCGCCGCCCCCCCCAGACACCACGUCCCCCCCAGGAUCCCCCCUCCUCCACCUCCCCCUCUGAACAUUCUCAAAGCCCCCUGUGCAGAGAAACCAUCCUCUGACACCUCCCAUAUACACACACAACAAGAACUGGAACCCUCUGAUGGGGGAAUGUCUUUCCAGGUUGCUCUCUCUCUCUCUCUCUCUCAUAGUGCCCUGUGAAACCGUGCCAACCAAUACAUCAGCAGAAACGGUAGCUUCCUUAAACUCCACCCACCAACUCUGGCCGGACCUGCUGCUACCUUCCUCUUUCUCUUUCACACACACACAAAAACCACCAAACUAACACACAUACAAACACACCAGAAUGUCUCCCUCAGGGGAUUUUUGUAAAAACUCUCAUUGGACUAUCAGAACAGACCUGGAGGCGUUGUGUAAAACUGUGAAGCAGGCAGACUGCUUCACAGUUUCUAACAGAUAUGGGGUGAAUAUUUGUGAUGGUGUUGGUCAGAGAACAAACGUGGAUAAUUAAACUUACCUCAGUGUGUUAC
This is a messenger RNA of Osmerus eperlanus (European smelt), 3202 nucleotides long. It is a transcript of the gene entrep2, whose product is annotated as family with sequence similarity 189 member A1. The transcript is spliced from 11 exons. Gene Ontology annotation, cellular component: membrane. NCBI's taxonomy places the organism in Eukaryota, Metazoa, Chordata, Actinopteri, Osmeriformes, Osmeridae. The record is from RefSeq and is a predicted model, not a curated record. Bases 605 to 2773 code for a protein of 722 amino acids.